Labeo rohita (rohu) is the source of this 7571-nucleotide messenger RNA. RefSeq names its product NACHT, LRR and PYD domains-containing protein 3. NCBI's taxonomy places the organism in Eukaryota, Metazoa, Chordata, Actinopteri, Cypriniformes, Cyprinidae. Bases 190 to 3336 code for a protein of 1048 amino acids. The record is from RefSeq and is a predicted model, not a curated record. The transcript has 11 exons. Gene Ontology annotation, molecular function: protein binding.
UUUUGUGUUGUCUGUGGUUCAUUUUAGAAUUUGUGUUAACAUAAGAAUAACAUUGUGUAUUUAAGUGAAUUCCACUGUCGUUCUCCUGUUUCUCCCAUUCUCAGGAUCCGUUUGACUCAAUUCUUUGUUUGUCAUUCCCAACCAGAGUAAGCACUGGUGAUCUCACUCUUCUGUCUGUUCAGCUUCAUCAUGGAUAACACACAAACAACCCGAGAUGAAGAUUUUUCUCCAGGAUACAGUUCAGUUCACCAGAAGGAAUCAGAGCCAGAGCCCAGCUGUGUGUCUAUGAGGAGUGAUGUUUCUUUGGAUCAUCCAAUUGAUUUUAAGAGUGACGACACAAGGCUUAACCUCAAGUCAAUCCUGCUACCCGUCUGUAAGAAAUAUGACCAGUCUAUGAAUCAAACACAAGACAGCACAUAUCCUGGUGUCAGCCAUGAAGUCCUCAACAUGUUUAGAUCAACUCUGAUGAAGAACUUUGGGCGUCUGUGUGAGGGAACAGUCACACAGGGAAACCCAACACUCCUGAAUGAGAUCUACACAGAGCUCUUCAUCACAGAGAGUGAGAGUGGAGAGAUCAGUAAUGAGCAUGAGGUGAGACAGAUUGAGACACAAACCAGGAGAGUGGCAACAAAGGACACAGCCAUUAAAUGUAAUGACAUUUUUAGACCUUUACCUGGACAAGACAAAGCCAUCAGAACUGUGCUGACAAAGGGAGUCGCUGGCAUUGGAAAAACAGUCUCUGUGCAGAAGUUCAUCCUGGACUGGGCUGAAGGGAAAGAGAAUCAGGACGUCCAGCUCAUAUUUCCACUUCCUUUUAGAGAGCUUAAUCUGAUGAAGUACAAAAAACUCAGUCUUUCAGAUCUUCUUCAUGUCUUUUUCCCUGAAACUAAAAAAAUGGAAAUAUCCAGUGAUGAAUAUAAAGUGUUGUUUAUCUUUGAUGGUCUGGAUGAGUGUCGUCUUUCUCUGGAUUUUCAGAGCGAUGUGAGGUUGUAUGAUGUAAGUGAAUCAGUCUCAGUGGACGUGCUGCUGAUAAACCUCAUUGUGGGGAAUCUGCUUCCCUCUGCUCUCAUCUGGAUCACCUCCAGACCAGCAGCUGCUGAUCUCGUCCCCUCUGAGUAUGUCCAUCGAGUGACAGAGGUGCGAGGCUUCAAUGAGCCACAGAAGGAGGAAUACUUCAGGAAGAGAAUCAGUGAUCAGAGUCUGGCCGACAGGAUCAUCUCACACCUGAAGUCAUCAAGGAGCCUCUACAUCAUGUGCCACAUCCCAGUGUUCUGCUGGAUCUCAGCCGCUGUUCUAGAGAAGAUGUUGAGUCAAGUAGAGAGUGGAGAGAUUCCCAAGACUCUCACUCAAAUGUACACACAAUUGCUGAUUCUUCAGACCAACAUCAAACAUGAGAAGGACUAUGAGAAGAAGGUGACAGAAGAAGACAUGAUCCUCAAACUGGGGAAACUGGCUUUUCAGCAGCUUGUAGAAGGCAACCUGAUCUUUUAUGAGGAAGACCUGAGAGAGUGUGGCAUUGAAGCGACAGAAGCAUCAGUGUAUUCAGGAUUGUGCACUCAGAUCUUCAGAGAGGAAUUUGGCGUGUAUCAGGGGAAAGUCUUCUGCUUUGUUCAUCUGAGCAUUCAGGAACAUCUAGCAGCUCUGUAUGCACACCUCUCCUGUACAAACCACAACAGAAAUGUGUUUGACCAAAUCACCAAACAGAGUUUGUGUUCUAAAGUGAAGGACUGGUUUCAGCUCAUUUCAUCAGAACAUGUUUCAUUAUCUAAGCUGCAUCAGGGAGCUGUGGAUGAGGCUCUACAGAGUAAAAAUGGACAUCUGGAUCUUUUCCUGCGGUUCCUUCUGGGUUUGUCAGUGGAGUCUCAUCAGAUUCUCCUACAACGAAUAAUGACACUGAAAAGAAGCUGCUCUGACAGCAAUGAGAAAGCAGCCGAGUACAUCAAGAAGAAGAUCAGGACCAUUGACUCUCCAGAAAAAUCCAUCAAUCAGUUCCACUGUCUGAAUGAACUGGGUGAUCGUUCACUAGUGGAGGAAAUACAGCAGUAUCUGAAAUCUGGAAGAAUAAAUAAAGCUAAACUCUCUUCAUCUCAGUGGUCAGCUGUAGUUUUUGUGUUGUUGACAUCAGAAGAGGAACUGAGUGAGUUUCUUCUUGAUAAAUUUGUUAAAAGAAAGAAUAAGCCUGAAAAGAUGAAAGUUCUUCAGAAGAUGCUGCCGGUGAUUAAAGAAUCCAGAUCAGUUCAGUUGAGUAAUUGUGGUGUCACAGAUGAAGGUUGUAUUGCUCUGGCUUCAGCUCUAAGCUCAAACCCCUCACACCUGAGACAACUGGAUCUGUCUGAGAAUAAACUAGGAAGUUCUAGUGUGAAUCUGCUCUCUGCUGGACUGAAGGAUCCUCACUGUAAACUGGAGAAACUGUGGUUGUAUAAUUGUGGUGUCACAUAUAAAGGUUGUGCUGCUCUGGCUUCAGCUCUGAGAUCAAACCCCUCACACCUGACAGAACUGAAUCUGAUUGGAAAUAAACUACAAGAUUCAGUGAAGCUGCUUUCUGAUGUGCUACAGAAUCCUCAAUGUAAACUGGAGAAACUGUGGCUGAGUAAUUGUGGUGUCACAGAUGAAGGUUGUGCUGCUCUGGCUUCAGCUCUGAAAUCAAACCCCUCACACCUGACAGAAUUGAGUCUGUCUGGGAAUAAAAUAGGAAAUUCAGUGAAGCUGUUUUCAGAAGUACUACAGAAUCCUUACUGUAAAUUGCAGAAACUGGGAUUGAAAUAUUGUGGUGUCACAGAUGAAGGUUGUGCUGCCCUGGCUUUAGCUCUGAGAUCAAACCCCUCACACCUGAGAGAACUGGAUCUGUCUGACAGUAAACUAGAAGAUUCAGUGAAGCUGCUUUUUCAAGUACUACAGAAUCCUAACUGUAAACUGGAGAAACUGUGGUUGAGUAAUUGUGGUGUCACAGAUGAAGGUUGUUCUACUCUGGCUUCAGCUCUGGGAUCAAACCCCUCACACCUGAUGGAACUGGAUUUGUCUGAGAAUCAACUAGGAGAUUAUGGUGUGACCCUUUUCUCUGCUGUACUGGAGGAUCCUCACUGUAAACUGCAGAAACUGUGGUUGAAUUAUUGUGGCAUCACCGAUGAAGGUUGUGCUGCUUUGGCUUCAGCUCUGAGAUCAAACCCCUCACACCUGAGAGAACUGAAUCUGUCUGGAAAUAAACUAGGAAAAUCAGGAGUAAAGUUAGUCUAUGGUCUGAUGGUCGAUCCACAUUAUAAACUGGAGACAUUAUACUAUUACUCUCAGUAUUUAGACAUCAGUCCAGUUUCCUCAGGAUCAGCUAAUGGUGAGUAAGGAGACACUACAGAGACGUCGCAGUCACACAAUCAGCAGAGACUAAAGACAAAGAGAUACAAAGGAUCACAGUGUCACUGUGUGACUUAUUAUACGAGUUGGGGUACUUGGACUCCAGCUUUUAGCAGAAUUGGACUUAGUCUCGGCCUCAGAUGCAUUUUUACUUGACGUGACUUGGAUUCAAGUCUUGGGAUUCAAAAAAUAUUUUCAAGUCUGACCCAGUACAGGGACAGUUAAUGGAACUGUCACUGACACAAUGCAUUGUCACGAAAGUGAUGUUCAGUAUUCGUAUGCAUUUUUACGUCUUGCCAGUACUUGAAAGCUGCCGUGUUUCUGUGCACACACACCCAAAGCGCGCUUACAGAAAGUGUCUCUCAGUCAGCAUGUGAAUGCCAAAUUAAGUGCUCUUUUAUGUGUUAUUGCUACACAUUCAAAUACACUAAAAGCCAGGUGGCAUUAAUGCACGGACAUACCUGGGCUUAAGCUCAGGGCCCUGGGCUGAAGGGGGCCCACGGUGAUGCCGGAAAAUAUUGUAACCGCAUCUUAUAAUGAGUUGACUGUUCCCUUAAAAUUAUGCUUUAUUGUUGCUUUGAACACUUGUGCGGGAGAAGUGUCAGCCAAAUACUCCCAAAUAUAAAAGAGAAAAAACAUAUUUUAACGCAGGUCUAGGAGAAGAUGCACAUGCAGAUCAUGGCAAAGGUAGGUCAUAUGCUAUCAGUAGCUAGAUAAGCUAUAAUUAGUCAAAUAAUGAACUCCUUUAUCAUCUUAACAGUUGAGCUUGCAGUAGUUAGCACAGUGAAAAAUAAUCCUUUUUAUGAUGCAUCACAAUGCUGAUUUGGAUGAUUCUGCAUAAAUUUAACAAAAUAGUCCCAGGGCACUAAAAAAUCUGAAGUGUUGAUUUGGGCCCGCUAGUGCAGGGGUAAUAGUUAUAAUAACAGACUUAUUUGCUUUUAUUUUUGUUCACAUUUUCAUUUUUAAUUAUGAACCUACAGGACAAUAUCGGCUUAUGCAUUUAUUUGGAAGAGAACAGAUGAGACUGUGUAACUUUUCUUGUACAAAACUCCACCCCCUGCAGUGACAGCGAUUUUAAUAUAUUCUCAUUUUUUAUGAACCAAUAUCGAUUUGUAAAUCCCAAUCUAUCUUUUAGGCUAUGCAGUUUUUAGUCGAAGAAUGAACAGUUACGGUUUUCGGUUAACGCGACCUCUGUACAGUACAUACACGAACUCGUUAACUAACAAUAUUAUUGUAGAAUAAAAUUAAAAUCUGUGAAUUAUAGAAAUCUAAAAAAAUCACAAUCUAAAACUAAACGCUGCAGCACAUAUUGAACAGUAAUAUAUAAUCGAAAGUACAAUAUGGCUAAUCCCUUCAUCAAGCCUUCAUCACGUUUUCGCUGUGUGUUUCAAAGUGAAAGGCGCAGUUCGUUCAGGUGAUCAGCUCGUGAUCUGGUGUUUUCCGUGCCUCAGAACAGCUCAUUUCACAGUGACCUCAUUUAUUGCACAUGCUGUGAGUUUAGCACGAUUAGGAAUGCAAUGGCCAACAGUUAUGCUUUAUUUUCACAGCAGAUGAUUACAGAAUUUCACUAGUAGACGCGUAGUGAGACGCGUUUUUUGUCAGCCUGGUGCAAGCUAGAGUUUUCAGUCAAAAUAAAAGCACUACCGCCGUUUCCAUCAAAAUAAAAGCUUAAAAGUGCAGCAUAAAUUGCUGACAGCUAACGGGUAAAUGAGUAAUGUUAAUGCAGUCCGAAUUCAAAAUAUCUCUUUCAAGUGUAGAAAUGAAAAAGAAGUCUGUUUCGUCUGUAUCAUCUCAGUGAGCUUUAAUGGGGUUUUACAUAUGCGCAGUAAGGCGAAUUUAACGUUUUCUGACAUUUCAGUGUAAAUUAAAAACACUAAUGUGGACAGAGAGAGUUUCUAGACAAAAACUCAGUUUUCAAAUGUAUCUGGAUUAAUGUAGACAUAGCCUUUCAUUUCUCAUGUUUUCCUUGACCUAGUUUUCUCUUAUGUCUAAUUAUGUCAUUUGGUUCACCCAUGUCUCUUAAUUACCCUAGUUUGCUGGGGUACUUAAGUUUGUGUUUGUACAGUCUAGUUUUGUCACAUUGUGAAUGUCAGUGUUUGUGUGUCCCCAGAGGAAAGGAAAAUCAAACAUGAGAUCUCCUUCUCAACUCACAUCUUUCUCCUAGACAGAAAUGAGAUCAAGUGAACAUCAAACUGAGACAUAAGGCUAAGUCUCCUGCUUCUCACAUGUUUCUCCUGAGACAAAAAAAUGACAUUCUUUGAUGUUUGUCUCCUCUAAAGCUUCAUAAGAGAUCUCGGCUACAUCACUCACUGUGCUCAGAUUAUUCUCCUUAGAUAGAGACACUCACAUUCUCACAUUUAUCUCCUCUAAAGCUUCAUAAGAGAUCUUGGUAAUAUCUUGCAUCAUGCUUAGCCCUUACGAAACAAUAAUACAUGGGAAUAUAUUGAAAAAUAUAUAAUGUGACAUAUUACAUAAUACAUUUUCAAAUAUUAUACCUGAUGCUAAUAUUUUCACUAUACAUCAGUAUAUGCAUUGACAAUAUAGCAUGUAUUGAACAUAUAAAUAUAUUUAGAAUCAAAGACUGAAAUAAAUCUCAAAUUUGAUCUUUUAUUGGGGAAAUUGCAUAUAGAGGUUUCCACAUAAAUGUGAAUUAAUUUAUACACAUACGUAGAUAUAGACUUAUUGGUAACGCUUUAGAUUACAACCCGCAAAGAACUACGUAAGUAAACUGAAUUUACGGUGUAUGUUUCUGUAAUUAUAGUGUACCUAUAAAGAACGUACAUGUAGGUAUAAGGGAACAAAAUGUUAUAUUUGGGUAAUAAGGGGAUAACAAACCAGAUAUUCAGCCUGCAAAGAACUACAUAAGUAUACUGAAUUUACGGUGUACGUUUCUGUAAUUAUAGUGUACCUAUUAAAGAACGUACAUGUAGGUAUACGGGAACAAUAUGUUACGUUUUGGUAAUAGAGAGUAACAACCAGAUAUACAACCUGCAAAGAACUGCGCAAGUAAACUGAAGUUACGGUGAAUGUUUCGUAUUUCUAUUGUACCUACGUGUAAGUAUAAGGGAACAAUAGGUUACGUUUGGGUAAUAAGGGGGUAGCAAACAGAUAUGCAAAUAAUUUAUAAUGGAUUAAUUAAAAAAAACUUAACAGGUACCUGUUCUAUUAAAUCGUAAGUUUGGUGUAUCUAUACGUAAGCUUUUUAAAAUUACUGGGAAAAUAUACUCUUGUUCCAUGUAUUUACAGGGUAAGUGUGCCCUCUGCGGGCUGUAAAUUAAAGUGGCGACUGUUCCCCCCUUGUUCAACGAAGUUACAGGGUUGGUACAUAUAACAACGCGACGUAAAAUGUGGUUCUACAAAAUGUACAUUUACAUUUUUACAAACAUUAAAUGUACAAUACUGACAUAUUUACAUCAUCUAAACAUUUAACGUUUACUUAAUAUGAAAUUAUAACAUUUCAUUCUGUUGCCAGCUCGUUUCCAAGAAUAGGUCUACAUAAUGUUAUCAUGACUACACGUUAAACCCUUAAAAUAAAUAAUAUUUCUGCAAUCGUUUAAUCAUUCAUGUAAUAUUAACUUAGUUUGCCGUUACACCGAACACGCAUCAUAACUACAAAUUGAACAAUUUUAUUUGUGUGCUGUAACCCAGAUCUUCAGAAUCCAUACGAUUUGCGAGGACCAGAACCGAAUUCAAGGUUUUGUCCGGCGAUCUUCAUCUCCAUCUCUAGCAGCGAGUCCAGCAGCAACAGCCAUAAACCCGUGCUGAAGUGCAUUUUGCGACAGGAAAAUCGGACGUUCAUUGGCUCUCGCCUGCAUUCGUCACAGAUUACGACAUGCCGUGUUUCUGGUGAGAUGUGUUGGAAUGACGCGCGGGCGCCUUCGAGGAGUGGAUCAAGACAAUAAUCUGGAUAAUAUUUUCAGCGAUUAACAAUUUAAAUUCUGCUCUCAUCCUACUGCACCUCAAACCUACUGUAUUCCGCCAGAGAGGACUGCGGCUGCAAACGCAUCGUUAUUUGGAUUACUUUUUGUAUGGCUGUUGACAUUUUUGCAAUAAAUAAAUGAUUGUGAUUGCACUUUCCUGUUUUUUAUAUUUUUAUUACUGUUCAGUCAUAGUUAACGUUAGGUUUAGAGGUAGAAGUGGGAUUAGCGACUAUAAAAAAUAUUUUUAGAUAUAUUUUCAGAUUGUGUGUUUAUGUAUUGUACCUACCCUGUAACUUCCUUGAA